Molecule: messenger RNA, 2069 nt
Organism: Chenopodium quinoa (quinoa)
Lineage: Eukaryota; Viridiplantae; Streptophyta; Magnoliopsida; Caryophyllales; Amaranthaceae
Product: anaphase-promoting complex subunit 6-like
Exons: 16
Coding region: 310-1950 (546 amino acids)
Biological process (GO): cell division
Molecular function (GO): protein binding
Source: RefSeq, a predicted model, not a curated record
CAUAAAUUUUUUUAAUACACAAUUAACGAUAUUUAGCAAUAUAUAAAUGAUAAUUAAAAAUUCUGAUCUGGUCUGAUCUGAAUAUUUCUGGUAUGGUCUGGGCUGAUCUGAAUUUAUUUAAGAAUAAAUAAUAAGUACCUGAAAUAAGUCGAAGAGAACGUGUCCAAACCAACGUUUAAAAAAAAAUUAAAAAAAAAAAAAAAAAUUAAAAUCUGCAUAACCAAAACCCUUCCACUCCCGCUCUUUCCCCUUCAAUCAUCCUCCCAGUUUCUCUCUCCUCUCUGAAACUGCAGAAUCAAACAAAGAAAAAUGAGGGAAGAAGAAAUAGAGAAGCUAAGAGGAGUAGUGAGAGACUGUGUUAGCAAACACCUCUACUCCUCCGCCAUUUUCUUCGCCGAUAAAGUCGCCGCCUUUACCUCCGACCCCGCCGAUAUUUAUAUGCAAGCUCAAGCUCUCUUCCUCGGCCGCCAUUUUCGCCGCGCUUUUCACCUCCUUAAUGCCUCUCACGUUGUCCUCCGUGACCUCCGCUUUCGUUACCUCGCCGCCAAAUGCCUAGAGGAGCUAAAGGAGUGGGAUCAAUGUUUACAAAUGCUAGGAGAUGCUAAACUUGAUGAACAUGGUAAUGUAAGCGACACAAAAGACAGAAGUGUUAUGUACCUUGACAAGGAUGCUCAAGACCAUGAAAUCAAUAUAUCUGCAGCUAUAUGUUUUCUCCGAGGUAGAGCAUAUGAGGCUCUGGAAAAUCGUGCUCAAGCACGCCAGUGGUAUAUAGCUGCAGUCAAAGCCGAUCCUUUGUGUUAUGAGGCAUUGGAUCGCCUCAUUGAAAACCAUAUGCUUACAUGCAGUGAAGAAUCCUCUCUACUUUCAUCAUUGCAAUUUAGCCAUGAAGACGGGUGGCUUUCUUCAUUUUAUACUUGUCUAAUAAAGAAGCAAGAUAAAGAGAAUGUUGUAGAAGCUAUGUUUGAUGAUGUUGAGAAGGAAAAUGCCUGCAGUCCUUCAUCAGAUUCAUCCUUUAAUGGAACUUUGAAGAAUAACACUGACUUGUUGGCCUGUAAAGCUGAAUAUUACCAUCAAUGCGGUGAAUAUCAGAAAUGUUUCGAACUAACUUCAUUAUUGCUUGAAAAAGAUCCCUUCCAUCUGAAGUGUACUUUGGUACAUCUAGCUGCUGCCAUGGAACUCGGCCAGUCAAAUGAGCUCUAUAUUAUGGCUUGCAAUUUGGUCAAAGAUCAUCCUCAAAAGCCUCUGUCAUGGUUUGCUGUAGGAUGUUACUAUUACUGCAUAAGAAAGUAUGACCAAUCACGCCGGUAUUUCAGCAAAGCAACAAGUCUAGAAGGAACAUUUUUAUCUUCUUGGAUUGGUCAAGGGAAUGCAUAUGCUGCUUUAGAAGAAGGUGAUCAAGCAAUGUUGGCUUACCGCACUGCUGCUCGUUUGUUUCCUGGGUGUCAUUUACCAACCUUGUAUAUUGGCAUGGAAUACAUGCGAACACACAGCUUCAAACUUGCAGAGCAGUUCUUUUUGCAGGCCCAAACAAUAUGCUCUUCUGAUCCUCUGGUGUAUAAUGAAUUGGGUGUUGUUGCAUAUCACAUGAAGGAGUACAAAAAAGCAGUUCGGUGGUUUGAGAAAACAUUGGCGAAUAUCCCAGCAUCCAUGAACGCAACAUGGGAACCCACUAUUGUCAAUCUUGCGCAUGCAUAUAGGAAAUUAAAGAUAUAUCCUGAGGCUAUCAAAUAUUAUGAGAAAGCACUAAAUUUAUCUACCAAGAGUUUAAGUACUUAUUCAGGUCUUGCUUACACUUAUCAUUUGAAGGGAGAUUAUAGUGCUGCCAUUACACAUUAUCACAAGGCAUUGUGGCUGAAGCCAGACGAUCAGUUUUGUACAGAAAUGUUAACUCUAGCACUUGCGGAGGAGAGCCGUUGUGAUCCUGACUCUAUUCCAGGAUUGAUCUCCUAGUACAGAGUAUCCUUUUAGUUGUAAGUUGUGUAGUCUUAGAAACAAUUCAUUCUUAUAUACACAAAAUGUAUCAAUAUUGUGUUUAAAAGCUAUGUUAACAUCAUUCCAAAAUCUGAAUC